This is a messenger RNA of Megalobrama amblycephala (Wuchang bream), 4296 nucleotides long. RefSeq names its product SEC14-like protein 1. Gene Ontology annotation, cellular component: cytoplasm; cytosol. Gene Ontology annotation, molecular function: RIG-I binding. The record is from RefSeq and is a predicted model, not a curated record. Bases 42 to 1904 code for a protein of 620 amino acids. The transcript has 14 exons. Lineage: Eukaryota; Metazoa; Chordata; Actinopteri; Cypriniformes; Xenocyprididae. Gene Ontology annotation, biological process: negative regulation of RIG-I signaling pathway.
AUGAAAACAUUCCAGGAUUUUUCUCCAUAUAGUGGACUUCAAUGGAGCCCAAACGGUUGAAGGUUCACCCAGAAAAUGAAGAAUGGACGUGUUUUGAACAAUCUGCCAGUCUGGACAUCAAAUCUUUCUUUGGUUUUGAGAGUACAGUAGAGAAGAUCGCCAUGAAACAGUAUGCCAGCAGCAUCAAAAAGGGUAAGGAGAUUAUUGAAUACUAUCUGAGGGAGCUAGAGGAAGAAGGUGUUACCUGUGUACCUCGGUGGAACCCUUGCCUACCAUCACCCACAAAACCUAUGGUGUCAGUUGUUCGCCCUGUGUUGCCUAUCACUCCCGCAAUCACCAUUGAAGCCCCUACUGAGAACAUGAAUGAGACUCAAGUGUGUAAAGAGGGCAGCAGUCCUCCUGGCAGCCUAAAUGAUACCUUGAUAGCCAGUCCAGAUGAUAAACUGGAUGCAGACUACAUCAAACGUUACCUGGGUGACCUCACACCACUCCAGGAGAGCUGUCUCAUUCGCCUGCGCCGCUGGUUACAGGAGACACACAAGGGCAAGAUCCCAAAAGAUGAGCAUAUUCUACGGUUCCUGCGUGCACGGGACUUCAACAUAGAUAAAGCAAGGGAGAUCCUUUGUCAAAGUCUGACGUGGAGGAAGCAGCAUCAGGUGGACUACCUGCUGGACACAUGGAGCUCUCCUCAGGUGUUGCACGAUUACUACACAGGUGGCUGGCACCACCAUGACAAGGAUGGCCGGCCUCUGUAUAUCCUACGACUUGGACAUAUGGACACUAAAGGUCUGGUUCGAGCACUUGGAGAAGAAUCCCUGCUUAGACAUGUGCUGUCUAUCAAUGAAGAGGGUCUGCGACGCUGCGAGGAGAACACUAAAGUCUUUGGUCGGCCAAUUAGUUGCUGGACAUGUCUAGUCGAUCUUGAGGGGCUCAAUAUGAGGCAUCUGUGGCGCCCUGGAGUCAAAGCUCUGCUGAGGAUUAUUGAGGUAGUGGAGGCCAAUUACCCUGAGACUCUAGGCCGUUUGCUUAUCCUCAGAGCUCCCAGAGUUUUUCCUGUCUUGUGGACACUGGUAAGCCCUUUCAUUGAUGAGAAUACAAGAAAGAAGUUUCUGAUCUAUGCGGGAAAUGACUACCAGGGCCCUGGUGGUCUUGUGGACUACAUUGAUAAAGAGAUCAUCCCUGACUUCCUUGGAGGAGAGUGUAUGUGUGAAGUGCCAGAGGGUGGCUUGGUGCCCAAGUCCCUGUACAGAACUGCAGAGGAACUGGAGAAUGAUGAAAUCAGGCUGUGGACGGAGACUAUUUACCAGAGUGCCAGCAUCUUUAAAGGAGCGCCACAUGAGCUACUGAUUGAGAUCAUCGAUGCCUCCUCAGUCAUCACUUGGGACUUUGAUGUUUGUAAAGGUGAUGUGAUCUUCAAUAUCUACCACUCUAAACGAGCUCCGCAGCCACCAAGAAAAGAUCCGUUGGCUACUCAUGGCAUCACCUCUCCUGCAGGCAACAACGUGCAGCUUAUAGAUAAAUCCUGGCUGCUGGGACAGGACUACAGUAUGGUGGAGUCACCACUCACUUGCAAAGAGGGAGAAAGUGUGCAGGGUUCACAUGUGACUCGAUGGCCAGGUUUCUAUAUUUUGCAGUGGAAGUUCCACUCUAUGCCAGCAUGUGCCACCACAAACCUACCUAGGGUGGACGAUGUUCUGGCUACUCUGCAGGUGUCCUCUCACAAGUGUAAAGUCAUGUACUACACUGAGGUUCUAGGCUCAGAAGACUUCAGAACGGCUUGCUGCGAUGUGCAGAGUUUGGGCUCAAUGACCAGUCUGGAAUCUAGCCACAGUGGUUUCUCUCAGCUCAGCGCUGCCACAACAUCCUCCAGCCAAUCACAAUCCAGCUCCAUGAUCUCCAGGUAGAACGGAAAGAGAUUUUAGGCUCUAGAAUGUUAUAGUAUUGCAAGACUCGAUUCUCAAUCAACCCCAUUACUACUCUUCCUAAAAAAGGUAUAAAAGAUAUCCUCACCUCAAAGGAUUUUGGUGACUGUAGUUGUUUUUAAAGGGCUUGAAUCUGCUUUGCCAUAGCGCUCAGUUGGGCUGAAGGUCAGUUCAUAGUCUGACUGUGCUUUGUAUGCAUCUAAAAGAGGUUACUCUUCCAAUGUUCUAAAAUUGGAAAGAGCCUGAAAUUAAGUAACUGAAUGUGUGCAUAUGCCCCCCACACAAAUUUCAAAUACUGCACAUACCUACACAUAUGCACUUAUUUCUGCCAUAUCACUUGGAGCUCAUCCUCGUGGUGAAUUGUUUUUAGGUCAGUGGGUGAGCUUCUGCAAUAACUUAGAAGAAUUUGUAUUAUUUGAAUUUGUAUUUAUCAUAAAAUUUGGAGACUGGAUUAAGUCUUCUUAGGUGCUACAAGCUUGUUUCCUCAGUGUUAGUGUGUGGCUAGACUUUUAGUUUUAACACAGCAAAGUGUUUAGUGAAAUAGUCACAAUACUGCUUUUGUGCUCAUUACUACUAGUGUUGGCUCCAAUUUUGACUUGGUGAAAAACACAUUGAUAUCGAACCUCAGACUCGCUGCUGAUCAGUUCCUAUGCAGUCAGCCAAUCAGUGCUUGGAAGGGUCAUUCAUAUUAAUAGGUCAAAAACAUUUUGAAUGACAGCUUUCCUAGAAGAGAGGCAGUGUACAUUUUGUAGUGAAUUCUAUCAUUGCUUAAAUAGAAUGUCUUGUUAGAUACAAAGGUCUUGAAUCCAAUUGUUUUUAUGGCUCUGUAUUACAAAUGGUAUACGAAAAGUGUGUGUGUGUGUGUGUGUGUGUGUGUGUGUGUGUGUGUAUUUUGCCUCUUUUGGUUGAUAGUUUCUAUUAGAAAAGACUUGGAGUGAAGUUACACAGUCCAGUGAAACAUGCUCCUAAAAGCUCUGUGAAGGCUUACAUAACUUUCUUAUUUGUUCGGGUUAAAAUAUAAAUAAACAUUUAAACAAAAUGCUCAAUAAUUGUCUUUUAGGUGAAAGCAUGUCCAUUAAUCCAGGUGACUUUUUAACACAUUUAACACCAUGCACAAUAAACUGAUUUCAACUGCCUACUAUCCUAAGAGAAUAUGUCUGUGCAUUGUGAGCUUUACCUGAGGACAGUGGAUGUACAUGCUCACAUUUAACUUGGCCCAAUCACUUGCAUGAUGUCAUAGCCCAGUAAUCUGAAGAUACUCCCUGUUCUCCAUUUCUCAGCCUUAUCAGUUCUGAUCUCAUGGACAGGACAUUUUAGGGAAAAGGAGACAACAGCUAGUUUUUACAUUUCUCUCCUAGAUUGUUGAUCAUAAUAUGGUAUAUUUACAAUGUAUUAGUGUUCUGGAAAUCUCUAAAAAUAACAAAGUAAAAGCAAAAAAGUACAAGGAGAAACAAGUAAUACUUUUUGUUUGAUGAACCCCAAAAAGAGGAACACCUUGAAACUUAUAAACGCCCAUGACGCACAUAUUCUGAACCAUGUGGACUUUAAAGUCCCUUUAUUUGUCUACAAGCUGUCAGUCAGGCUUACCUUUCUAGAACUUAAUGGUGUUUAACCAUGCACAUGCUGGUACAUUUGCUUUAAGCUUAGUGUUUAGGGAAAAAUUAAAAGAUUCUAUUUACGUUAGUUUUUUUAAAAUUGAUGCUUUAAUAAUGCAAAAUUCAAUACAAGACCCAUGUAUCAAGUGUAACCAUGUAAUACUUUACUGUGAAGAGAGUUCUGUGUGAUUUGUAUGAACAUAUGGUUGUUGUUUUUUCCCCUCCUUCACUUGUUUCAGUCAUCUAAUGCAGUAUGUCAUUGUUAACUAGUGUGGCAUUUUAAUUUGUGUGUCUGUCGGUUAGAUGAGACCCCUAAUAUUGUGAUAUGCAUCUGCACAGUAAAUAUAUAAGGGUGUGUCCAAAAAAUAAACUCCAACAUUCUCAUUGUGUAAGUUGAGCUUGGAAUGUUUAGAAAAAUAAUCAACCGGCUGAACUAAAUGAAUGAGUGUUUGUGUUUGGAUCUUCUUAGAUUUACAUGAUUUUACAGAAUCUCAGCUUUUCUAUGUAGUGAUAAUGCUUACCAUAAAAACAAUACCAACCUGGAUUAUGUUUGAAUAUCUCUUCCUUUUUAUCUGGUCUCAUUUGUGUUUUGAGGGCUAUUAAAUGUUUGUUUCUGUCUGUUGUUUUCUCCCACUGUAUAUUCUCCUUUAUUCUGAGAUGUUACAUAUCUUUUUUUCCUGACAAAUUAUGUAUGUGAACAAAUUUAAUUAAUAUAAAAAUAUAGCGCAUUUACAUUUUUGAAGUUAUUAAACUUGAAUAAAAGAGAUGCUUAAACUGUU